AUGGCCGCAUGUGCGGCAACUUGGCGCUUGGCACAAUUGGGAACUGGGUCCUGCAGAACCCACUUGUUUGGUGCGAACAGGUUUGAAUCCAGACCCAUUUCAGAGCUAGCCAAAUCUAAUGGCAAACGCCUCUUUCUGGUCGACACAUUAGCCCUUGAUCACCAUUUUUCUCUGUUACAACAUGAGACUGAAAAACUCAAGAGUGAUAUAGAAAAGAUGCGCAGCGAGCUGAGAAAUGCCAUGAUGAUGGACUCCUUUCGCUGCUCCACGUCAUCUUCUUUGCCGAUCAACGAAGGGAUAAUCCACAUCUUCUUGGACUGGGCUAAGGCCCAACCCAACAUAAGACUAAGACUAAGACGCAGUCCAUUAACUAAACCACCUGGUGAAUUUCUGUGGGAAUUUUUCUGGGGGAAUAAUUCAGAAUAUAUUCCAUUCAAAUCUCAAGUCCCCAACGGCUAG
Fraxinus pennsylvanica is the source of this 459-nucleotide messenger RNA. The record is from the annotation of a GenBank genome assembly. NCBI's taxonomy places the organism in Eukaryota, Viridiplantae, Streptophyta, Magnoliopsida, Lamiales, Oleaceae.